Messenger RNA from Poecilia latipinna (sailfin molly), 1839 nucleotides. It is a transcript of the gene igf3, whose product is annotated as insulin-like growth factor 3. The transcript is spliced from 4 exons. Lineage: Eukaryota; Metazoa; Chordata; Actinopteri; Cyprinodontiformes; Poeciliidae. Gene Ontology annotation, molecular function: hormone activity; insulin-like growth factor receptor binding. Bases 533 to 1108 code for a protein of 191 amino acids. Gene Ontology annotation, cellular component: extracellular region. Gene Ontology annotation, biological process: cell population proliferation; positive regulation of cell population proliferation; insulin-like growth factor receptor signaling pathway. The record is from RefSeq and is a predicted model, not a curated record.
AGAGUUUUUCAGGUUAUCAAAAAUUUUUCAUGACACUCCUUCCUUUUACUCGUGUUCAGUGAAAGUCUAAGUAACUAUUGACCAAAAGCUGUUUUACAGGAAGGAAACAGGACUGUUGCACUUUACUUUUGUUUUUGCUUUUGACUUUUAAAAAUGACUGCUUGUGGCUGGAUAACUAGAUCACUAGAUAAGUGAGUCUGUAGCACGUCCUCACACUGAGCACUUUCACCCAUUAAAAGCCUUCGUGUUGAAGUGAGAAAUCUGAUUGAAUUCCUUUUUUGGAAGACACCCAUGAACAACACACUUAGCCUGCCUAAAGGUGGACAGAACUGAAUGACUCCUCUGUGUUCUCGUUCUGAUACCGAUUACAUGACGAUGAUAUGGCCCAGUAAAUACUCUGAUAGUGGUUUGGGAUGAGAUCGGAGAAAGAAACUACGUCAGGAGCAAGUGAGGGAGGGAGAGAGAGAGGACGUCCCCCUGGCUCUCUCUGUAUAAGUGUGCAGGUCGGUUGAAGUCCGUCUAGCCAGACAGGAUGCACCCCUCAUGCCGCCACUCUGCCCCAACACUCACACUCAAGGUGUUGUGUGUUCGGAUCUGGGUGUUCUACUGCAGCAUGUGUCUGGCGGGUUGGCCCCUGUUCUCGGAGGGGGCCCGGCUGCGCUGCGGCUCCGAGCUCCUCAGUGACCUCCUGUUCGUCUGUGGGGAUCGGGGCAUCUACUUAGGUAAAGGCUCCUGGUCGGGCUACGGCCCUCGGCCCAGGGGGAAGGGAAUAGUGGACCAGUGCUGUAAAUCCAACGGCUGUGAACUAUCCCACCUGGAGAUGUAUUGUGCCAAGCCAAAAGCCAAGCAGCUAACCACAAGAUCCCCAACCACGACUUCAACCACAGCAACACACACAACCACUGCAGUGCUAGACAUGUUUGAAGAUGUGUUUCGGAAGAGGCUUUUGGAGAACCUGGGAGCUCCCGACAGCCCACAGAGAGAGGCCUACAGAAAGAAAACUCCUUCGUCACUUCCGUGGAAAAGCAAAAUGUCGUCGUCACGCGUGAGGGUGAACAUGCAGAACUCGACCAGCUGGCCUCCCUCGGCCUCGGGACGUUCCGGCUGAAGAUGUUUAGCAGACUCCAAAUCUGCAGGACAGUUUCAAUAUGAAAGAUUUGAUGACAGCUCGAAGAAACUCUCGCGUGAAGUUAGCGAGUCAGAUAAGAACCCAGACGGAGAGGGCUGUGGAGAUCUUUGUAAGAUCUGGAACAAGCAGACUGCUGAGCUGCUUCCAGACCAGCUGUCACUUCCUCCUUGACUCCCCCCCUCCCAUCCAGUAACACCGCGACGAGCCUCUGCUACCGUCUGUUCUGGUUUCCUCCUCACCUUCCCAUACAGGAUGUCCAGGUCCGUGCACUGGUGUGACUGGGAGCUUAGUGUGUGUGAUGCCUGAAGCUGCUCCUGCCAGCCUUGCUUUGGUUUCGACAUCCUCAUGUCUAACCUGCUGUUUGCUCUGUGAGUUUGCACAUGUUGAGUUACGGGCCAAGACCUGUCUUAGCCACUUUAGUUCACAUUUUUUGGUCAGCUCUGUUAGGCUUAUAGCUUUUCUGUUUUGCGACAAACCGUAGAUGUCUAGUGGGCUACAGAACGCUGUAGGCCGUUGUGUGUGUUUUAGCACUUUUUACUCCUAUGCAUAGAGAGGUUUUCAUACUGACUUGUUUUCGUUCAGCUUUAUUUCAUUUGAAGUGUAAACCUUUUUAUUUUGUAAUAAUUUGUUGCACUCACUUAUUUAUUUCACCACGACUAGAACAAAUGUUGCAGUUUUAAUAAAACUUGUAAUUCUCAAGAAGAAUGUGA